AUGUGUCAGUCCCGUAGCAUUAUGGAGCACAAUAAUGCAGACAGCUCGGUGUACAGUGUGGAGUAUGGAAAUGGGAAUGUGUCAAGUCCCAAGUCACAAGUAGGUUCUGAUACUAUCCUGAUGCCAACAUUCACAUAUAAAGUGAUCUCACAGCGGACUAUAACCCUGAUCAUCAUCUUCAUCCUCCUGAUCCUGGCUGGAGGUUCAGUCUUGGCCUGGUACUUUCUAGAGUACAGAGUUUGGACAUUAGAGGUGCGGGUGGAGCAACAGUAUAUAGGCAAGUUCUCUAUCCUGAGCAAGAACUUCUCCACCGCUCUGUCUUCACACACCAGUCGAGUAUUCCGGGAGGAGGCGCGCACCAUGGAGGCCAUGCUAGAGAAGCUUGUGAAGUCCUCUCAUGUGGCUCGCUAUUUCAAAUCCACCACUGUGUUUGCUUUUAGCGAGGGCAGUGUAAUGGCGCACUUCUGGCUCAUCCUGUCCCUCCCUGAGAGUCAUGCUGGGAAGGUCACCGUGCAGAAGGUCAGUGAGAGCUUACUGGGAACCAUGCAGCGCUUUCAAGAGACAGGUGUUGAGGAUACGGUUAGCUUUGAGGGAUACCAGUUUCUUCUGUCUUCAUUCUCUAUAACAGAAACCCAGCCCAAAGUUAUAGAUUUUUUGCAAGCCUCAUUUGAUUGCUACCGGUACCAGACGUUGUCUUCCAGUGUUCCUGUUGUUCUAAAGGGGCCAAACACCCAGCGCUCAUCAUGUCUAUGGCACCUGAAAGCCCCUGAGGGCUUCCAGUUGGAGCUGAGGGUGGAGUGGCUGCUACCUGAAUGCCGAGACCGGCUGGCCAUCUAUGACGCCCUUGCCCCUGCUGACUCCAGACUCAUCACCUCUCUAUAUGGCUGUAGCAGACAUGAGCAGGUAGUGCAGGUUUUAUCCUCUGCUGAUUGGAUGACGGUGGUGUGGAAACAGGGCCAGUACAACUAUAAAGAUCCGUUCUCUCUUUCUGCUCAGGCCUGGCCCAACAGGAAUUGCUCCUACAACAUCAACUUGGAGGGAAAGGCAGGUGUUCAGGGGACCUUACAGACUCCGUUCUACCCCAGCUACUAUCCACCUAAUACCAACUGUACCUGGCAGUUCACUAUACCAUCUUCGGAGUAUGGACUGACCCUGGAGUUUGAAGGCUAUGAGCUGAGUCGAGCCAGUUAUAACCAGAACUGCACACAAGGCCAGUGGCUCAUUCAGAACCGCAGACUGUGUGGUACGAGGGCUCUGCAGCCAUAUGCCGAGAGGCUGUACCUCCACUCCUCUACCACCACCGUUUCCAUGACAUCAGAGGUGUCACUCACAGGACCCGGCCUCCAAGUCCACUACAGCAUCUUCAACCAGUCAGACCCCUGUCCUGGUCAGUUCCUGUGCAGUGUCAAUGGCCUGUGUGUGUCAGCGUGUGAUGGGAUCUCAGACUGUCCUAAUGGUCUGGAUGAGAGAAACUGUGUGUGUAUUGCUCAGUACCGCUGUGUCGGGGACAGUCAGUGUGUUGACUAUUACAAGGUGUGUGACCAGCAUCAGGACUGCACUGAUGGGAGCGAUGAAAUGAACUGCACAAUAGGAGUUCCUUGUACUGAUAGGACCUACAUGUGCACCGAUGGCACUUGUUUGAAGAAGCAGAACCCUGUUUGUGAUUUUAUCACUGACUGUCCUGAUGCUUCGGAUGAGAAAAACUGCGACUGCGGUUUGCGCCAGUUCAGUACGCGAGUGGUGGGCGGAGUCGAUGCGAUGGAGGGGGAGUGGCCAUGGCAGGCCAGCCUGCAGAUCAGCGGACAGCAUAUCUGUGGUGGAGCGUUAAUCUCCGCCCAGUGGGUGGUGUCUGCCGCACACUGCUUCAACGAAGAUCGUCUGUACUUGCCUUCCAUAUGGACGGUGUAUCUUGGUAAGCUGCGUCUGAAUACCUCCACUCAGACUGAGGAAGCUCUGCGUGUGACCCACAUCCACCUACACCAGUACUACGAUGAUGAGAUCCAUGACUAUGACCUUGCACUGCUUAGACUUGAGAGACCCAUCUCGGCGGGCACACUAGCACUGCCUGCCUGCCUGCCUGAGCCCACACACCAGCUGGAGCCUGGUCUGCUGUGCUGGGUCACGGGCUGGGGGGCACUCAGAGAAGGAGGUGGCGUAAGCAACAUCCUGCAGAAGGUUGAUGUGCAGUUGGUCAGCGAGGAAGCUUGUAUCCGUUCCUAUGGAUACGUUAUCACUCCCAGAAUGCUGUGUGCUGGUUAUCGCCGUGGAGGAAAAGACGCAUGUCAGGGGGACUCUGGUGGGCCACUGGUUUGUCAGGAGCGGUCCGGUCGCUGGUUUCUGGCCGGUGUAGUGAGUUGGGGCCGUGGCUGUGGCCGACCCUAUUAUUACGGCGUCUACACACGCAUCACCAAACUCUCUCCCUGGAUCAAACAGCUCAUCGCAUCCUGACAAGCACAACACAUUGAUCCUUUUCUCAGUCAGGAGCUGCUGUCAGCUAUUCCUCAUCCCCCUGC
Neoarius graeffei (lesser salmon catfish) is the source of this 2513-nucleotide messenger RNA. Its product is annotated as transmembrane protease serine 6. Bases 1 to 2448 code for a protein of 815 amino acids. Gene Ontology annotation, biological process: proteolysis. Gene Ontology annotation, molecular function: protein binding; serine-type endopeptidase activity. The record is from RefSeq and is a predicted model, not a curated record. Lineage: Eukaryota; Metazoa; Chordata; Actinopteri; Siluriformes; Ariidae. The transcript has 18 exons.